AUGCUAAGUGCUAAGAAACUUAUCAAGAUGGCUAGGAAAUGGCAGAAGUUUGCAGCCAAGCAGAGGAAGAGGAUUUCACUUCCAAGAAAUAGAAACGAUGCAGACAGUUGUAGUACAUCUUCAUCAUUUAUGGCCGGAAAAGGCCAGUUUGUAGUGUACACAACUGAUCAAAAGCACUUUGUGAUUCCAUUGGCUUGUCUAGAAAAUGAGCUCAUUUUGCAACUUUUAAAUAUGUCUGAAGAAGAGUUUGGUCUGCCAAGUGGCGGUCCUAUUAAAUUACUGUGUGAUUCAGCCUUCAUGGAGUACCUUGUUUCACUAAUCAAGAAAGGUGCAACUGCUGAAGAUCUUCACAAAGCAUUGAUCCUCUUGCUUAGUUCAAGUUGCUCUUCAACUUCUUCAUUGCACCAAGAAUGGAGAAACCAGCAACUCCUUGUUUGUUGA
Lycium barbarum (goji berry) is the source of this 441-nucleotide messenger RNA. RefSeq names its product auxin-responsive protein SAUR64-like. The coding region runs from base 1 to 441 and encodes 146 amino acids. The record is from RefSeq and is a predicted model, not a curated record. The transcript has a single exon. Gene Ontology annotation, biological process: response to auxin. Lineage: Eukaryota; Viridiplantae; Streptophyta; Magnoliopsida; Solanales; Solanaceae.